GCAUCAAAGCUGACAUUUCACGAGCUCCUGAAGAUGGAGCAAGAUCUUUCCAAUCUACUAAGUGAUGCAUUCUCAGAUUCGUCUGUUCCAUUGUUCCCUGAUGGAGAUUUAGACUUUGAGAGUUUGAAUUUUAACGAAAACUUUGAGGAAGACAGAACAGGCAUCGCUGAUGAAAACAAAGAUCUGCACCAGGAAGGAACUGGUGCAACUGCUGUUUUGUUCAGCACUGAUCCUGAAGAUAUGUACACGAGUGAAAGUGUUGAUAAAGUUCAAUUUGAAGAUAAAAAAGAUUUUCAGGGUGUCCGGUGUCCACCAGAGGAAGAUUACACAAGCUCGGAUGGAGACUAUGAACCUGAAGGCUCUGUGUCGGGAGAGGAUGAGGAAGAGGACGAGGGCACAGGAGACAACCCAGGAGACAUAUUGAUGUCAGUUUGCUGCAGCGAUGAGUUUGGUCAUGAAGAGGACAGGAUCUUUGCUGAGGGACUCCCUCUGGCCCCGCAGGGUGCUGAAAACCCUCAAGUUAGAAAAGUGGAACAAGGUGACAACGAGAGUGAUGAGGAGGUGUCCUAUUUCGAGCGAGUCCCUGAACGUGGCAAUGAGAUGAUGACAAAAGGUGAUGAAAUCAAACAGGAUGAGCGAGAAAGUGAAGGAGCCAAGCAAGGGUCUGAUUGUGAGAGUGAGAGCAUGAGAGUGAAACAAGAAGAAAAUGUUGAAAGUCCUUACAGAGGUGAGCCUGCGACCGCCACUCUGGCAUUUCCGGACAUAUCAGGGCAAAAUCUGCAGGAUCUCAUUGCUGAAGUUGAUGGUGAGGAAUAUGUAGAGAAAAUGGAGGCUUUCUCAGGGGAGGAGCAUGAAGAGGCCGGUGAGGGCUUUGCAGAUUAUCCCUCAGACUUUUCUUCAUGUGAAUAUGUAGAAGAUGCAGUCAAACAAUUGGAAAGUAAUUCCCAGGCAAGCGCCUCGCCUCAUACAUCCGACAGUGGUUCGAAGGCAAAGCAGGAGGUCUGUGUGGAAGGAGCUGUGGUGGAUGUAACAUGGAUGGGAACAGAGGAGGACACUGAUGAGCAGGGAGGCAGGUAUCUGUGCCGCAGAGAUUUGGAGAUGGAUGCUGAUGUGUUCAGGAGUUACGAUGUGGCAGACAGAGGAAAAACAGAGAUUGUUGGGAAUGUGUCGGGUGAGACAGGUGAGAGUGAAUCCUACAGCUCCAGUGAUGAUGAGUUUGAGGUGAAGAGGAGAGACGAGGAACUCUUAGAUAAUAAGUGUCUGCAUGAUCUUCAAAAUGACAAGAAACUGGAGGACACUCUGCUUUACAGAGCAAGCAAUGCUGCCCCUUCCAGGUGGAGCAUGUCUGACGACCAUCACAUCACAAACAACAGAGCGGAACCAGCAGAUGUCAGCAUAAGUUGGGAUUUCGACAUGUCAAACACUGCUUCCAUCCUGUCUGAGGACCUGUCAACCGCAGAGGACACAGAUAGAACGGAAACAGCUCUUUCACGUGUGAGUCAGCGUCCUGCAGAAGACAUCAACAUCUGCUCAGUCGUACAGAGCGAGGAGAGCAAAUCCACAAGUCCAUCUUACCAGGGAUCCCUGGAUGACAGCUUCUUCUUCAACACUGAGGUCCAGGCCUCUGGGAUUACUGAGCUGGAGCAGUUGGGAGAUGAUGAAAAUGAAGAGGAUAGAAGCCGGGAGGAGGAGAGAAUUAAGGCUUUCUUCAGGUUUUACAAUGACAGUGAAGGGGAGGAUGAAAGAGAAGAGAGGCAGACAAAAGUUCAUUUUUGUGCAGAUCCACUGUCUCAAGUCAUUCACUAUGAAACUGACAGCAGUGACAGAGAUUCACUCAGCAGCUCCACAGACCGGGAGGACGACCCAAGCUCUGGAGAAACAUCUGAAGAACUGAAAGAGCCCGACGACAUCCUGCCAACGAUACCGGUCUGUGAUCCCCCAGACACUGAGCUGCCAGAGAGCAAGCCAGAGAAGGAUGUCAGUCAGACACAAAUCUGUAGCAGAAGACACAAGUGUCUCCGCAUGCUGAAGUCGAUACUGAAGAUGGGUCUGGUGAUAGUGAUGGGACUGCUGAUGUUCUGGUUGGCCACAGACCUACCAGACUGGCUUUUCAUCUGGGGCUAGUUAUGUUAUGUUAUGUUAUGUUAUGUUAUGUUAUGUUAUGUUAUGUUAUGUUAUGUUAUGUUGUGUUGUGUUAUGUUAUAUUAUGUUAUAUUAUGCUAUCUUAUGUUAUGUUAUGCUAUGCUUUGUUUUGCUAUGUUUAGCAAAACAAACCUAAAUUGUUAUUAUAUGCUAAAUUGCUACAUUCUAUGCUACAUUAUGCUAUGCUAUGUUAUGCUGUGCUAUGUUAUGCUACAAAUGCAGUGUAAAAUGCUAAAUACUGAUAAUUGGAAAUCAUUAUCUUUAAUAUGCAUUGUAUGUGUAACAUAAACCAUAGAUAAGACAUGUUCCCUUUAAAUCAGGGCUAAAUGAACCUAUAGCUAAGGCCUCUACUUCUUUUGUAUUUUUUGACAAUUAUUGAAAUUCAAAAUUAUUUGUGGUAGAAAGUAACAAAGAAUUUCUAUGUACUUCAAACGCUUGCAAAAAAAUCAAUUGGUUGCUUUCUAUACUGCAAGUACUGAUAAGAAUAAAGCUUUUACAUACCAAA
Messenger RNA from Hippoglossus stenolepis (Pacific halibut), 2647 nucleotides. RefSeq lists its product as uncharacterized. The coding region runs from base 34 to 2124 and encodes 696 amino acids. Lineage: Eukaryota; Metazoa; Chordata; Actinopteri; Pleuronectiformes; Pleuronectidae. The transcript is spliced from 7 exons. The record is from RefSeq and is a predicted model, not a curated record.